Sorghum bicolor (sorghum) is the source of this 2113-nucleotide messenger RNA. Its product is annotated as tyrosine decarboxylase 1. The coding region runs from base 190 to 1803 and encodes 537 amino acids. Gene Ontology annotation, biological process: amino acid metabolic process. Gene Ontology annotation, molecular function: pyridoxal phosphate binding; carboxy-lyase activity. Lineage: Eukaryota; Viridiplantae; Streptophyta; Magnoliopsida; Poales; Poaceae. The transcript has a single exon. The record is from RefSeq and is a predicted model, not a curated record.
AAUAGGCAGUAGUAAUUAUUAGUUAUCUCUGUCAGGGCAGUUCGCGAAGUACUUCUUCUUCAUGUCACUCCAUGCUGCAUGCCGGAGCUUUAUAUUUUUUCGAACCGAGGGCAUGCCCCAUAUUUCCAUUAUAUAAAGCGGAAUUACAAAGUUUAACUAAUUGGGCCGGAGCUUUAUACACAUGCAUGCAUGGCGCCGCCGUCGCAGUGCCACAUCAACAGCAACAAUAAUGGCGUCCACCUCAACGGCACCGCGGCCGUCGUCCCGACGGAAACGGAGACGGUGCUGCCGCCGCCACUGCUGGGCUCCCGUCUGCUUGAUGCCGAAGAGUUCAGGCGGCAGGGCCACCAGGUCGUCGACUUCAUCGCGGACUACUACGCCAGCAUGGAAGACUACCCCGUGCACCCCAACGUGACGCCCGGCUUCCUCCGCCGGCAGCUCCCCUCGGACGCGCCGUCGCGCCCCAAGCCCGACGCGUUCGCCGCGGCGCUGCGGGACGUCCACGACCUCAUCCUGCCCGGCGUGACGCACUGGCAGAGCCCGCGACACUUCGCGCACUUCCCGGCGUCGAGCAGCACCGUCGGCGCCCUCGGCGAGGCCCUCGCCGCCGGCAUCAACGUCGUGCCUUUCACGUGGGCCGCCUCGCCGGCCGCCACCGAGCUCGAGAUGGUGGUCGUGGACUGGCUCGGCAAGGCGCUGCACUUGCCCAGGGGCUUGCUGUUCUGCGGCGGUGGCGGGGGCACGCUCCUGGGCACCUCGUGCGAGGCCAUCCUCUGCGCACUCGUCGCCGCGCGGGAGCGGAAGCUCGCGGAGAUCGGCAGCAGGAGGAUCGACGACCUCGUCGUCUACUGCUCCGACCAGACCCACUUCGCGGUCCGCAAGGCCGCGCGCAUCGCCGGCAUCCACCGCGACAACUGCCGCGAGAUCGCGACGUGCCUUGAAGGCAUGUUCGCGCUCUCGCCAGCCGCUCUCCAGGCCGCCAUGCAGGCCGACGUGGACGCCGGGCGUGUCCCGCUCUUCCUGUGCGCGACGGUCGGGACCACUCAGACGACCGCCGUCGACCCUAUCCGGGAGCUGUGCGCCGUCGCGGCGACGCACGGCGUCUGGGUCCACGUGGACGCCGCCUACGCGGGCUCGGCGCUCGUCUGCCCGGAGUUCCGCCACGUGAUGGACGGCGCCGAGGACGUGGACACGUUCAGCAUGAACGCUCACAAGUGGCUCCUGGCCAACAACGACUGCUGCGCGCUGUGGGCGAGGAAGCCGUCGCUGCUCACGGCGGCGCUGGGCACGGAGCAGGAGUACAUCCUCAAGUCCGCGGCGGCGGACGGGCACGACGACGUGGUGGACUACAAGGACUGGUCCAUGACGCUGACCCGGCGAUUCCGCUCGCUGAAGCUGUGGCUCGUGCUCCGUUGCUACGGGGUGGAGGGUCUGAGGGACCACGUCCGAGCUCACGUCGGCAUGGCCGCGUCGUUCGAGAACAUGGUGGCGUCCGAUGCGCGGUUCGAGGUGGUGGUGCCGAGGCUGUUCGCGCUGGUGUGCUUCCGGCUCCUGUCGCCGGAGAAGCUCGGCGGCGAGAAGACGGCCAACGAGCUCAACCGGAGGCUCCUCGAGGAGGUGAACGCGACCAGCUCGGGGCCGUACAUGAGCUCGGCUAUGGUGGGCGGCAUCUACAUGCUGAGGUGCGCCAUCGGGAGCACGCUGACGGAGGAACGCCACGUCCAAGAAGCGUGGAAAGUCGUGCAGGAUCGAGCUGCUUCCCUGCUCCGUAAAAUGGAGAUCAUUUACAGCGUGGUCGCUUAAGCUGGCCUCAUUUCAUUUGUGCUCCGAAUCCUGCAUUAACAAAAAAAAAAAGAGAGAGUAUAUUUUCCUUCCGAUGGCUACGAUAUGAUGUUACGUUGCUCUCGCCUACCUACAUUUAGAGGACAUAUGAAAUUCUCAGCUAGCAUGAGACUUCAUAAACCCUAGGUAAUUCUUAAAAGAUCAAAAUGUAAUAUACUCCCUCCAUCCCAAAUUAUAAGUUAUUUUAAGAAUCUUAGAGAGUCAAAUUAUUUCAAAUUUGACCAAAUUUAUAUGGUAAGAUAGUAAUACUUAUGGUGUCAACUUAGUAUCA